ACCGACGUUUUCGUUCUCUUUCCCUUCUGUAAUACAACGCGUUGAGCUGAGAGCUCCCUGCUCAAAAUGGCAGUGUAGCGGCUUGCAGCGGCAAAACUCGCAGCGGCGGAUCCUGCAGUGCAACGGCGAAUUGCACUGAUUCUAUUAGGCAAAAUGGCGUCCUUUGAGGCAACCACCCUCAGCUUUGCUGCCGUCGACAGCAUACCAACUUUGCUCGACUCAUCAUCAGAACUCCUGUUCUCGUUGACUCUGUCACGACCCCUGACCAGCCACCAUGUCUCUGACCUCACAGAUGUGCAUGGAGGACGUGGGGGCCCUGCUCUUGGGGCCCUCGACUCUGAUGGCUGACCCCUUCGGGCCCCUUCUGGACGAAGAUGAAGAGAGAGCUCUUUCUGAGGGGUCGUCUUCGCCCCUCUCCUUCUCUUCAUACUCUGAAUCUUACACCUCCUCCCCGUUCUCCCCCUUUUCGGCCCCUGCUCCUCUAGGGUGUAAAGUUGGGUCUGACCUGCUGCCGCUCCCCUGGCUGUCUGCUGGUGAGCAGAUUGAUGCUCAUGUAAGAGCAGAUCAGAAAGAAGGGGAUGCGUUUUCUGGCAUGGACUGGAUGACAGAGAAGAUCGACCUAAGUGACUUCGACCUGGAUUCGCUCAUCGGGUCCUGUGAUUUAGAUGAGCCCCCCAGCUCACCAGAAGAGCUGCUGGCAUCCUUGGAGUCCCAAAUGGAUCUGGACCUGGCUCCCCUACCAUUUCCCUCAUCUUCACCCUCUGACCCAGAAGAGCUUGGCCUGCCUCCUCUUUCCCUUGACCUCCCACUUCCAGAGCAACCGGCAGACCCUGAGGUCCGUCCGGAGCCCAUUCCCAUUGAGAUAAAAUCAGAGCCAUUGUCUCCUGCCUUCACCCUGGAACUGGGCAGUGAGGUGGACAUCUCAGAGCUGGAGAAGGUGGUUUCCAAAACCAGUAGUGACCAACAGACCCCCAGCAUUGUGCUGUCCCUCUCACCUGCUCACAUUGUGGUUGUUCUUGCGCCCAAAGAAGAGGUGAGUGUCAUGCCCAGUUCCUGUGCAGACCAGUCUGACAGUGGCAUUGAAUCAGUCUCUGGUUCUCCCCCUCACAACCCGAGUCCUGCACCAUCCCCCAAGCCUGUUGGCACUUCCAGAACCAAGCCAUACUCCAAGCCAGACCCAGAGGCAGGUGUCACAGUUGUUGGUAAAGUGAAGACAGUCACUGGGAAGUCUGUGGACAAGAAGCUGAAGAAGAUGGAGCAGAAUAAGACAGCAGCGACCCGCUACCGGCAGAAGAAGCGGGUAGAGCAGGAGUCCCUGAAUGAAGAGUGUACUGAGUUGGAGAAGAGGAAUCGUGAGCUGUCGGAAAAGGCUGACUCGAUAAGUAGGGAGAUCCAGUACCUAAAGGAUCUUAUUGAAGAGGUCCGUUCUGCCAAGAACCGCAAGAACAAGACCAAGGCUGACUCUCCCUGAGAUGUAGGCCAAGAUACUUUAAUUAAAGAUCAGCUCCAUCAAAAAGUAUAAAGUGUACUGAAAGUAUCUUUAGUUUCUCACCCCCUCACAAUUCACACACCCUCAAUAUUCACUGUAUGUAGUUUUAACAGAAUCAACUAUUUUGUGUAAUGUGAGCCAUACAAAACUAAAAUGGGCACAUAGACGCACACAGAAACCUGAACAGUGGAAGGUUGUUGUCCUCCCCCACUUCUCUCAUUUUUAAACCUGUCAUAUUUCACUUCUAUUAACCAACGUCCAGAAAGGGGCCUGAAAUGUUUAAUGUAUUGUUACACUGAAUUCUGAGCUCUUGCUUGUAAAUAGCUUCAGCCACACUUCACCUUUAUUUAAAAUUGUUUUGGUUUGCAGUUAUAGUAUACAAUUGUCUUGUUCCAUCUUUGCUGUUUUCUAUUAAAGCUUUGUUGAAACUUAA
Astyanax mexicanus (Mexican tetra) is the source of this 1922-nucleotide messenger RNA. RefSeq names its product activating transcription factor 4a (gene atf4a). Lineage: Eukaryota; Metazoa; Chordata; Actinopteri; Characiformes; Acestrorhamphidae. Gene Ontology annotation, biological process: regulation of transcription by RNA polymerase II. Bases 275 to 1471 code for a protein of 398 amino acids. Gene Ontology annotation, cellular component: ATF4-CREB1 transcription factor complex; ATF1-ATF4 transcription factor complex; nucleus. The transcript is spliced from 3 exons. The record is from RefSeq and is a predicted model, not a curated record. Gene Ontology annotation, molecular function: DNA-binding transcription activator activity, RNA polymerase II-specific; RNA polymerase II transcription regulatory region sequence-specific DNA binding.